AUGGAUGUCCACAUCGUGCGCUGCAACGGACGAUAUUACGUCCAGCGAGAAGUAUCCGAAUACGAGUCAUGGCAGUCUCUCGUCAAAUAUGACGGCCGCGCCGUUGUCGACUGCAUCCCAGAGGACCCAGCUCGGUACCAGGAAUGGUUGAACUGGAUGCGCGAAGAAUACUCCUCGCUGGAAAUCCGGAUGCGCGAAGAAUACUUCUCACCGGGAAGCUUUUUCGCCCUGAUGAACUUUACAUCAGCAAUUCGUCCCUCAGAGGGCCGGUCGCGGUCCUCAUUCAGAUGCCUCCAGAUGCCGUCCAUGAUGCCUUGCAUCCGGAGACACAGCGGUACCAUGGUAUAUAUCAUCGACUUGGAUCGCGAGAUUUUCUCCGUCGUCAUGGGCGCGCAUUUCAGGCUUGGAAAUAUCCCCCGCGACACCACACUCUGCGACGAGGACCAGCUCGCCUCUCCGGCGUUGCCGUUGCCGUCACCCAAGCCGGUCACCGAGAUCCCGUAUGCUUGUCGUGCUGUCAGGGCGAUCACCGACUUGGGCACAUUUCACAAGCAGUGGCGCAUCCGCCAGCUCACCGCCGUGAUCUACGAGUAUAGCGACGUCCUCGUUCAUUCCGGACGGGAGUGGCUGCCAGAAUCUCUGCCCUUCCGCGAGUUUGCGUUCGCCCUCCUAUGGAUUGCGGCUGGAAAAUCCGAGGCUCUCGAACUCGGCGAGGGGUACUGGAUUUAUGAUGACUGGGACUUGGGCCGAAUUGGAAACGAGAUGCACCAGAAUCCGCGGUUAGGCAAGGGGGCCGUCAGCCGCGACGAAUUGACUGGGGAGUGCUGGAUUGGGGGCGCGGGGCCGUUCCUCCAGUUUGGAUCACUCUUCCACGCGGCCGGCGAGGCGCUCGGGGUCUCUCCAGCCGAAACCAUCUACUGGAUCGAUGAGGUGCUUAUCAGCCUCGUGCACGUAGUGGAUGGAGCGGCCGUGGCCGAGGCUGUUACAUGGGGCCUUCAAGACGGGUGGCCAAACUUCCAGCUCGUUGUUAUGUCGCUCUUCGAGGUCGUGCUCGUCGAAGUGUCGACUCGGCCUGGGGAGGAACCGGUGGUGAAAGUGUCGGACCGUUUGAGACUCUCACCGCUGCGCCCAGAAGAGUCUUUGGGCACCCACCACAGCGAGUGUCCAGUGCCGAUGGAGGGCAUGAUGCUGCCGUUUUCGGGCUACCAAGAAGUGGUCUCGGGCCAGUCAUUUCAGUCCAGGUCCAAGAGCUACCCGGGUCUCGCGGCGUUGAUCAACUUCUUCGACGCCGCCACAAACCGGCGAACGGCAGUUAGGUCUACCGGCGUAUUCCCACCUGAGAUCUAUUACGCGAUCAUUGACCAGCUCGACUACAACACCUGGCGGACGAGCUCAGCGGUAUCGCCGACAUUCCGCUUCUAUUGCAGCGCCAGAUUCAGAGUUGACCCCAGCAUGUGCGUCAUGGCUCGUUCCGUUUCGGGGCUGCGCGACGGGGAGAAUUUGUCGUUCAUCGUGAAAAACAUGCGAACGGGGAAGACCAUGCGUGUGGAAGAGGUGCCGUUUGGCUGGGGAGGCCACAGUAUUGCGUGGUCCAGCUGGAUGCCAAUCAUCGGCGACGGGCCGUGGGCUAUCAUGACUGAGGUGUUGUUCGAGUAUGAAGCGGUAUGCCGGCUCGCGGACAUAGAAGAUGACCAUACUGAGACGGUUGGCGAAGAUGAGAGGGAUUGA
Molecule: messenger RNA, 1728 nt
Organism: Thermothielavioides terrestris NRRL 8126
Lineage: Eukaryota; Fungi; Ascomycota; Sordariomycetes; Sordariales; Chaetomiaceae
Exons: 3
Coding region: 1-1728 (575 amino acids)
Source: RefSeq, a predicted model, not a curated record